Geosmithia morbida is the source of this 360-nucleotide messenger RNA. Its product is annotated as Mitochondrial ribosomal subunit S27. Lineage: Eukaryota; Fungi; Ascomycota; Sordariomycetes; Hypocreales; Bionectriaceae. The transcript is spliced from 4 exons. Gene Ontology annotation, cellular component: mitochondrion. The coding region runs from base 1 to 360 and encodes 119 amino acids. The record is from RefSeq and is a predicted model, not a curated record.
AUGAGUGUCCCACGAGCACGAGCAUUGGAUCUUAUGAAGGCGCAAUGCCAGGUCUUCGCGACUACCUACAACCCCCAGGGCAUCCGCAUGGGCAACAAGGUCCUCCGACAGCGCCUCCGGGGUCCUGCCCUGGCAGCCUACUACCCGCGGAAGGCCGUCACCAUCAAGGAUGUCAAGCGCAUCUUUGGCCCCCAUCUUACGACCUGGGACGAUGCCGAGGAGGACCGAUUCGAAUACAUUGAAGAGUACGAACUGCGACCCGGCCCAAACCCCUUGGCCACCCAACGUGGAAAGGGAAACCCCAAGAAGAAGAGUGGACCUCCUGCUGCCAAAGCCGCACCAGGUGGAAAGAAGAAAUAA